AUGGCCCCUCAAGGAGGCGAUGUCGGCCUCAGUUGCAGCACUAGCGGUGGCGUGGCGGGCCGGGGUGCUCUCGGCCCCUUUGGCCUGCUCGUGCUCGCCGACGCCAGGCACCAUGGCAGGGACACGGAGUGUAUUGCCAUCAUCUUCUACGUCGGCAGAGGCCUCGACAGCGGCUUGCACACGCACAUCUGCCAGGACGAUACACACUCAUCCCACGCCAAUGACAUCGUCAAGAGGGUCAUCAGGAAUUUCGUGCCAGUGCUCGACGAUGAGGAGCUAUCCAUUAGAGUGCUGCUGGAUCAUUCCAUUGUCGAGAACCUCGCGAUGGGUGGGAAGUCGACCGUGAUGUCAAGAGUGUACCCGACCAAGGCCAUCUACGCCAACGCCAGCGUGUACCUCUUCAACAACGCCACCAGAGCCCGGACCACUGCCACCAGCCUCGUCGUUCAUGAGAUGGACUCCUACAACAGGCCUACACAGCUUCACUGCAAAAAGGAAACAAAGAUUCUAUAUCGAGGAGCUUCAACUUCGCAUCUGGUUGCUCAUGGACACCAUUUGUUUACGUGA
This is a messenger RNA of Triticum dicoccoides, 567 nucleotides long. RefSeq names its product sucrose:sucrose 1-fructosyltransferase-like. The transcript has 2 exons. The record is from RefSeq and is a predicted model, not a curated record. NCBI's taxonomy places the organism in Eukaryota, Viridiplantae, Streptophyta, Magnoliopsida, Poales, Poaceae. The coding region runs from base 1 to 567 and encodes 188 amino acids.